Messenger RNA from Jaculus jaculus (lesser Egyptian jerboa), 1702 nucleotides. It is a transcript of the gene Map1lc3b, whose product is annotated as microtubule associated protein 1 light chain 3 beta. The coding region runs from base 98 to 484 and encodes 128 amino acids. Gene Ontology annotation, molecular function: ubiquitin protein ligase binding. Gene Ontology annotation, cellular component: cytosol; autophagosome membrane; autophagosome. Lineage: Eukaryota; Metazoa; Chordata; Mammalia; Rodentia; Dipodidae. The record is from RefSeq and is a predicted model, not a curated record. The transcript has 5 exons. Gene Ontology annotation, biological process: autophagy of mitochondrion; cellular response to nitrogen starvation; macroautophagy.
GUCGGUCACCUGACCGGGCUGCGGGCUGAGGAGACACAAGGGAAGUAGCCUUCGCCGGAGCCGGAGCAGCUGUCGCCGAGCAGGGGACUCCCGCACUAUGCCGUCGGAAAAGACCUUCAAGCAGCGCCGUACCUUCGAACAGAGAGUAGAAGAUGUCCGGCUUAUCCGAGAGCAGCAUCCCACCAAGAUCCCGGUAAUCAUAGAACGAUACAAGGGUGAGAAGCAGCUGCCUGUCCUGGAUAAAACCAAGUUCCUUGUACCUGACCACGUCAACAUGAGCGAGCUCAUCAAGAUAAUUAGAAGGCGCCUACAGCUCAAUGCUAAUCAAGCCUUCUUCCUCCUGGUGAACGGGCACAGCAUGGUGAGCGUGUCCACACCCAUCUCUGAGGUGUAUGAGAGUGAGAAGGAUGAAGACGGCUUCCUGUACAUGGUGUAUGCCUCCCAGGAGACGUUUGGAAUGAAGCUGUCUGUCCAGAAAAUUUGAGCUCCACACAUGCACAUUCGGCUUUGGAAAACUAUUAUUUAACCUGAGCUAUCUUGUUUUCAAAUUUUAGACAUUUAAAAAUAAAGUACUUUGCAUCUUAAAUUGCCAAUAAAUUAGACCAAGUUAUUUCAAUGCUUUUCUCCUCCAGUAAAGACUUUAAUUGGAGCAGCAGCGUCCAGGCACCAGGAUGCCCAAGAUUCUUCCCUAGGUUCACAUAACCUGCCACCUUUUCAGAGAAGGGCUUCCAUUUGCCUAGAGAAACUCUCUCAAUGGGUCUCUAAGCCCAGGUUGUCAAAGCAGGCUCCCAGAUGCCUCUGUGCGAGAAAUGGUCAGGUGUGCAGGAGCGCACUGUGAGGAUCCUGGUCCUGACCCUGCUGUGCUGGCUAGAUGGUUCUCCCAGCAGGAGCCACUGCUCAGCAGGAAGUUGGGACUUUAGAUGAGGGAUGGUUUGGAUCUGGUUUCUUACAAAAGUGCAGAGAAAAGUGCAUUUCUGGUGUAGAUCGUCUCUGGUCUGAUGCCUGCUUCAGUGAGGGAACAAGCAGAUGCACAGUGGAAACAUCAAAAUGGUCAAGCCAGAGUACUGAAAUUCAAUGCACUCCCUCUGCUACUGGACUUACAGCUAUAGAUACAUUUAUUACUUAAGUAUUACAGCUAUGUUCUUAAAAGUGUCUCAUACUUAGAAGGGUGGUUCAGUCAGAGAGCUGUCAAGAUUCUUCCCCAUGUGCAUGUCAGCUAUGAAGCAAACAGGAGACACGGUCUUAACAGAUGUGUGUGCCGAGUUAAACACCUGCUAGGUCCAACUGAAGCAAGCCCUGCUACCUGCAGGCGUACACUGAAGAUUCACGGGAUGAUCACGCUCACCCCACAUCAGACUGUAUGCAGCAGGCCCAUGUUUGGGAGUCUGAGAGACCAAGGGCUGCCUGCUUACAGAGGGCAAGCACCAUGGCUGUCUCUGGACCCUGGCUCCUCACGGGUGACCAACCCCUUCCCUCUGCAUGCACCUGUCCAUUGCUAACUUUUAAUGUUUUUAAUUAUGUAAAUUCUCAGCCUGUCUUUAGAUUGUGUACAUCAUUAUAUCUAUGACUGUAACUACAAGGUGGUAAGAUUCCUAUAAUACUUUUUUUAAAAAAAAGCCAUGCUGAGGGUGAACUUUGAUAGGGUCUUUAAAACAAGUACAUUUUUAAUGCACUAAGUGAAUAAAGGCAUAACUAAACUGUU